AUGGACAAGUCAUGGGUUUGGCUUCCAAGGGCAACCACUGAGUAUGAGGAAGGUGCACGUGGUUUUGUGUAUGCAUCAGCAAAGAGAUUGGGUAAUCCUCUGCAGAUGUUAUGUCCUUGUAUCGACUGUCGGAAUGUGUGUCAUCAAACUGCUGGCACAAUACUGGAUCAUUUGGUAAUUAAGGGAAUGGAUCAGAAGUACAAGAGAAAUGCGUGUUGGAGUAUCCAUGGAGAGAGGAGGUCUGAGAAAACAGUUGACGAUCAACAUGCUGAGUUAGAAACAUACGAGUUGUUUAGAUCUGCCUGCUUUGAAAAUGGUUCAGAAUCCUCGAAUAAGGAUGGAGAACAGCCUGAAGUUGUUGGGAGUCAAGAAGAACUUGAGUUUAAGAAGAAAUUAGAGGAUGCAGAAACUCCUCUAUACUCGGAGUGCCCAAACUACACCAAAGUUGCAGCAAUUAUGGGUCUCUACCGCAUCAAAGUGAAGAGUUCGAUUUCAGAGAAUUACUUUGAUCAGCUUUUAAGUAUGGUUCAUGACAUGCUUCCCAAGGGUAUUGUGCUUCCAACAUCAACAUCUGAGAUAAAGAAGUUCUUGAAGAUAUUCGGUUUUGGAUAUGAUAUCAUCCAUGCGUGUAAGAAUGACUGCAUUCUUUACCGGAAACAGUACGAGGUGAUGAGUAGCUGUCCAAGGUGUGGGGCUUCAAGAUGGGAAGUUGAUAAGCAUUCUGGUGAGACAAAGAAUGGGAUUCCAGCAAAGGUACUCAGGUAUUUCCCUAUAAAAGAAAGAUUCAAGAGGAUGUUUAGAUCGGAGACAAUGUCUAAGGAUUUGCAAUGGCAUUUCAGUAAUUCUUCUGAAGAUGGAACAAUGAGACACCCGGUUGACUCAUUGACGUGGGCUCAGGUCAAUGCUAGAUGGCCUCUUUUUGCAGCUGAACCGAGAAACCUACGACUUGGUAUAUCUACAGAUGGGAUGAACCCGUUUUCUAUCCAGAAUACAAAGCACAGCACAUGGCCAGUUAUGUUGGUGAACUACAAUAUGCCUUCGACGAUGUGCAUGAAGUCAGAGAACAUAAUGCUAACCCUUCUGAUACCUGGUCCAACUCCCCCAAGUAACAACAUCGAUGUUUAUCUUGCUCCUCUGAUUGAUGAUCUGAAUGAUUUGUGGAAUGAAGGUAUCAAGAUAUAUGACUCAUUAUCCAAGGAGAAUUUUACACUGAAGGCUAUACUAUUGUGGAGUAUCAGCGACUAUCCAGGUUUGGGGACCUUGUCUGGUUGUAAAGUGAAAGGGAAACAAGGAUGUAAUGUAUGUGGGAAGGAUUCACCUUCUAAGUGGUUGAAGUUUAGUCGGAAGUACGUCUAUUUGGGAAAUAGGAAACGACUUAGGCCUGGUCAUCCUUACCGACGACGAAGGGUUUGGUUUGACAACACUACAGAGGAAGGGACGGCUAAUAGAAUUCAGACAGGAGCUGAAAUAUUUGAGCUGCUUAAGGAUUAUAAGAAUGAAUUUGGGAAACCUUUGGAGAAGAAAAGCAAAAGGAAAAGAUCAGGUUUGUGUGAUGGUGAGGAGCUUAGACAUGAAGAAUAUGAAGAAGACUCUGACCAAUGGAGGUGGAAGAAACGUUCUAUUCUAUUUGAUUUACCCUACUGGAAGGAUAUGCCGGUGCGUCACAACAUCGACGUAAUGCAUGUGGAGAAGAAUGUCUCUGAUGCUAUUCUAUCCCUUUUGAUGCACAAUACUAAGUCAAAAGAUGGUGUCAAAGCACGACAAGAUUUGGAGGACAUAGGGAUUCGACGUAACUUACACACUCAGCAACGUGGGAAGAAAAUGUACUUACCUCCUGCUGCUUAUUGGCUGAGCAAGGAAGAGAAGAAGAGAUUCUGUAAGAGAUUAUCAGAAUUCAGAGGACCAGAUGGCUACUGUGCGAACAUUGCAAAUUGUGUCUCACUUGAUCCUCCUCUGAUUGGUGGUCUGAAGUCUCAUGAUCAUCACGUUCUUCUGCAGAACUUGUUACCAGUAGCUUUGAGAGGGUUGCUGCCAAAAGGACCUAGGACUGCAGUUAGUAGAUUAUGCAACUUCUUUAGUAGAUUAUGUCAGCGUGUAAUUGACCCAGAGAAGCUAAUAACACUGGAGUCUGAGCUUGUGGAGACGAUGUGCCAAAUGGAGAGGUUUUUUCCUCCAUCUCUUUUCGAUAUAAUGUUCCAUCUCCCAAUCCAUCUAGCUAGAGAAGCACGUUUGGGUGGCCCGGUACACUUUAGAUGGAUGUAUCCAUUUGAAAGGUACAUGAAAACACUUAAAUCGUUUGUUAAGAACUUCGCUAGGCCAGAAGCAUGUAUGGCAGAGGGUUAUAUGGCAGCUGAAUGUAUUGCUUUUUGCUUGGAGUUUCUAAAAACAUCUGUACCAGUUCUAGAGUCUGCAAAUCGUAAUGAAGAUGUUGAUUUGGAUGAGCAUAUACUUGAAGGGCGUCAAAUUCAUAAGGCUACAGAAGUUACACUAUCUGAUAAAGAGCUUGACAUUGCUCACAGAUAUGUGUUAAUGAACACGGGUGUUGUGAAUCCAUAUGUUGAGUAA
Messenger RNA from Raphanus sativus (radish), 2565 nucleotides. RefSeq lists its product as uncharacterized. The coding region runs from base 1 to 2565 and encodes 854 amino acids. The record is from RefSeq and is a predicted model, not a curated record. The transcript is spliced from 4 exons. NCBI's taxonomy places the organism in Eukaryota, Viridiplantae, Streptophyta, Magnoliopsida, Brassicales, Brassicaceae.